UAGGCGAGUAAUUAUACUUACUUUAAUUUGUUACAAAUGUGUGCUUUGUAAUAAAUCAUCGAAAUAUUUAAUUGACGAAACAAUUUGAAAUCUUGCCGACGGCACCGUAAUUGAAGAAAAUAAUCUUAAAAUCCUCGGAAAAGGGAAUUACUCAAUAAAAUCGUUAACCUAUGACGAAAUGUCGCAGACUGCGGAGUAGGUGUCGAGAAACUACUGGUGUAAUUAAUACCAACAUGCCAGAUUCGCCAGGGACUCGGGACGAGAAUCAUCCAUCUUUAGCAUCACCAGGAGAGAAAAGCAACAACGAUUUGCCUGCGGACAACGUGUCUUCAACAGAACCAGAAUUGCCAGUGUCUCGUGGAAAAAAGAAAUCGCCGGUACACUGCAAGACAGAAAACUGUUUCUAUCAAGGAAUCUCAACUUCAAGACAUCAUACUUCCAACUCUCGCCCAAAUAGCAACGAUAGCGCCGGAGCUGCAUCCAGUACGUCAAGCACCCCGGACGCCUUUGUUACCGACCGAAAUAUCCGUUCUGUUCAUUCUCGUUCCGGUUCUCCAUUACUCAUGCAGGGCUCUUCCGGAUCCUCUCCGGUGGUUUCUACAUCUCCGGAUUCGUCUCAGAGUGUGCAACGACAAUUGAGUAAGCUGAAAAGAUUUUUGACAACGUUACAACAAUUUGGAAAUGAUAUUUCGACCGAUAUUGGAGAAACAGUACACUAUCUCGUGUAUUCAUUAGUGACUGGAACAAUCACGAUAGAAAGUUUUCAUGAUCGAUUGCAAGACGCCACCAAUUUCCCUCUCCGUCCGUUUGUUGUACCAUUUCUCAAGUCUACCCUUCCUAUUCUGCAAGGGGAAUUAUUGCGCAAUGCUCAGGCUGCAAAAAUGACAACGCAGCAGUAUUUACUGAAGCACGAUAAGUUUUUACACAAUUCUCCAUCGCCCGGAAGACAAGAUACAAGAACGCCUGACGGUCUUAUGGACUUGAAGGCAAACAACAAAAGGCCACACUCUGAAAGAAACGUUGAUCUUGACAAAAAGAAACCGAGGCUUCCACCCCCUCCACCGUCACAAAUUAGCAGAAGCAGCCCCGUUUCUUCAACCAGCUUAGGAGAACCGUUUGGACCACGAUCAAGUGAAGUUGCACUCCGUUCGCAAUCUCAUUCACCUCAUCGACAUUCUAGCAUCCCGCAUUGGCUUGGAGCUAACGGUGAUUUUGCCACAUCGAGCCACCGAUCUUCACCUACUUUGGGCCGCAUUCCACCUCGACUUAACCCGCUCGAAGACCCAACCUCAACCGUGGCGGCUGCUGCAAGCUCUUCGUCGAACCGAAACAUGUUCGGAAACCGUCGAGGCUUCAAUAAUCAACCAGGAGCACAUUUUCCUGGCUUUCAACCGCACCGGAUGCGGCCAUAUCCGGAUCCGAGAAACCCGGUGCCGUUACACCAAGGAAUUCCUCAACGAGAACCGAGUUCCGGUCGCAGGUUAUCGGAGAGAGAAUGGGCGGAAGAAUACAAAUCCCUCGACUAUACAUUAAAUUGCAUUGUGGAAUUGGUAGAAAAGGCUCGACAUUCCCUCUUAUUACUGCAUCGUACCCAUGAAACUGUGAUAGAAGAAUCCUCUCGUUAUCGAAGAUAUUACGAGGAAGGCGAUCAUUUUAAGAGAAGAACUGGUGAUCUUAUUAAUGAGACAGAGAAAAGAGUUUCGCAAGUUCGAAAACAAGCCGAGGACGAAUUAAUUGAAGCAAAACGACGUUUAAUGGCCGAACUAGAAAGAACUGUUGCAAAUUCGGAAUCACGUGCUCACGAAAUUCUGGCUGCUGAAAGAGGGAAACUCGAAAUGGCGAUCACUGAAGCGAGACGACAGGCGGAACAGGAAGUUCUGGCAAGGCUUAAUAAACAAGAAGAAUCUCAUGAGAAUUGCUGGAAUUGCGGUCGGAAGGCGCAGGAAACUUGCAGCGGAUGCAACGUUGCCAGAUAUUGUGGAUCGUUUUGUCAGCAUAAAGAUUGGGAAAAUCAUCAUAAAGUUUGUGGCCCAGAUCUUAAAACCAGAAUGGAAUUAUCACCUCAGCAGAAACAUGUCCAAAAGCAGCUGAACGCUUCCGAACCAAAACGCCCGGAUUCCGCUCCAGAGUCUCCGGCACCACCAACGUCAACUACAGACAAGAAAAAGGAACCAUCCAGUAAUUAAUCCUCACAUUAAAAAAUUAUGCAAAAUAGUUUCACUGCCCAAGUCAAAAGGACAAUGGUUUCACGUAUGGGCCGAACUAAGCAAUUGAAACUGCCUAUCAAAAUGAGGAUAAUUGCUUCAUCAUGUUUAAUUAAACUUGAUCCGGUUAUAAAAAUAUUUAUUAUUAAUAAUAAACUCAAAUAUGUAAUAAUCUUUGACAUAUUUUGAUGAAAAAUUUAAGAUUAUUAUUUUUUAUUUAUUGUGGCGUCAGCAACUACACUGCACAUGUUAUUUGUUACUUUUACCUCCAUUUUAUGUUCCAUCCACUCAGUCCCAUUUUAUUCAUUUUUCAUGCCCUAACUUGGCCCAAAGAUAAACCACACAAUCGUGGUUCAUUUUUUGCAUGACCCAAUGUAAACACAGCAAUGUUGUUAUAUGUUUAGAAAACCUGUCUCAGAAAUUGUUGAGUCGCGCAAAUUUCACUUCCCACAAAUCCCUACCAUAUUCUUCUUAUUUCCCAUAAUUCUCGGAUAAAUUCGACAAUAUUGAACUUUUUCAAUUGUGUUACUUUAAUAUGAGUAAUUUCUUUGAAAAUCCGAUCAGAGUCACGUCUAAAUUUGAAUUAAAAAAAAUGGAAGAGCAUUAAGUAUGUUAAGGUACUUGGCGCUCACGUCUCAAAAUCAUUUCCUCAUCUAGUUAUGGCUCGUAUUUUUGGUUUUAGACUGUAUAUUUCUUUUUAUUAGCGCAGAAUGUUGACAACGUUUUUAUUAUUAUUACGUCACAAAUAGUAAAUAUUAGAGAAUUCUUAAGAAAAUGUACUAUCAACAUUAUUAUAUCCUGGUGAAAACUAAGAAUCCCCAUGUAACAAAGUCAGGUCGUAACAAAUAAGGCGAUAAAACUUUGUUUACAUAAUACCCCUAACGACGAUAUAAACAACAAUUUCUGGAAUAAAAAUGAGUUGCUAGAUCUAAGACCAUGCACGCAUAAAGAUUUGAUUUCUUCAAAAAUAUCUUCAAUUUACCAAUCGUUACCAUUUACCAGCAGUUUGUGUGAUUGAAUGAUAUGCAACGAACACUUCAUUUGAAUUUUGGUUGUCACAAAUGAGCAAUGAGUCGCAACUGUUUCAUACUAAUAAUAACAAUACUGUUACGUUAGGCACCAAUAUAAUGUUGUAUGGUUUCAGUAGCGACUGAAAUUCUGGUGGUCGCCUGUUACCUCCCUCAGAUAUGCGCCUCUUUUACUUUCGAGGGGUUCUUUGAGCGGAGCUUCUUAAAACUACGCUUUCCGCCAUUGGAUCUACACUACAGUAUUGACAAGGUAUGUGGAUGGAGGAAAUAAUGCCCCCCGUUUUCAGCAAUUCAUUUCACCAGAGUAUGUUAUGGCGGUAAAUUACCGAACGAAUCCCACUGAAUCAGUGUUAUUUUUCUGACGAUACCAUUAUGACGAAUAUUAUUAUGAUAAUUGUUAUUAUUAUUUAGUAUGAAUGAUUAUUAUUAAAUGCGAUUAUUUUUAAAUUAACAUUUGAUUGUUUCAGAUAAUUUUUUCGCUAAGCUAUUUUUAUAUGAUCUUACUCGCUUUAUGAG
Molecule: messenger RNA, 3748 nt
Organism: Styela clava
Lineage: Eukaryota; Metazoa; Chordata; Ascidiacea; Stolidobranchia; Styelidae
Product: protein CBFA2T2-like
Biological process (GO): negative regulation of DNA-templated transcription; DNA-templated transcription
Cellular component (GO): nucleus
Molecular function (GO): transcription corepressor activity
Source: RefSeq, a predicted model, not a curated record